AUGCCCUGCUCGCAGCGCCGUCGGGGCCCACCACAAGAAAAGAUGAACCGAGGGCUUGGCCCGGUGGGCUGGUGCCCUGUUGUCUGUCUUUUUUUUUUUUUUUUUUUCCCCUUGGCAGAUCUUGUGAAGUUAGCAGGGCUCCUGUUGACAUCGUUGGCUGCUUGGUACUUGGGAUGCUUUCUCUCUGCGCUUGUACCCAAAGAGGCAAUAACAGCAUCUAUGGCUAAUCUUCGAGACAUUGGAAAGAAACCAGCAUUGAGGGCCCCAGUCCCAAAAAGGCAGAAGUGUGAUCACUGGUCUCCCUGCUCACCUGGGAACUAUGCCUAUCGGAUUCUUAGUGGUGGUGGCAAAGGAAAGCUGGCUAAAAUUUGUUUUGAGGAUGAGCUGCUUGUAAGCGAAGAGAAGGGUAAUGUUGGAAGAGGUAUAAACAUUGCCAUUGUGAAUUAUAAAACAGGAAAAGUUACAUCGGCAAAAUUUUUUGACAUGUGGGAAGGAGACCACUCAGGAGAGAUGGUGACUUUCAUUAAAAAUGCACCAGAGGGGUCCCUUCUUUUGAUGGUCACUCAUGAUGAUGGAAGCACCCGGUUGAAAAAUGAUGCCAAAAAUUUAGUAGAAGGGCUGGGAAGUAAAGAAAUACGGAAUAUGAAGUUCAGGUCAAGUUGGGCUUUUAUAGCUGCCAAAGGCUUCAAGCUGCCAGAUAAUAUCCAAAAAGAAAAGAUAAACCACUCUGACAAGAACAACAGAUACGGUGGCUGGCCAGCUGAAAUCCAAAUAGAAGGCUGUAUCCCAAGAAACCUGAUCUGA
Nipponia nippon (crested ibis) is the source of this 804-nucleotide messenger RNA. The record is from RefSeq and is a predicted model, not a curated record. NCBI's taxonomy places the organism in Eukaryota, Metazoa, Chordata, Aves, Pelecaniformes, Threskiornithidae.